Labeo rohita (rohu) is the source of this 848-nucleotide messenger RNA. Its product is annotated as complement C1q tumor necrosis factor-related protein 6-like. The record is from RefSeq and is a predicted model, not a curated record. The coding region runs from base 43 to 708 and encodes 221 amino acids. NCBI's taxonomy places the organism in Eukaryota, Metazoa, Chordata, Actinopteri, Cypriniformes, Cyprinidae. The transcript is spliced from 3 exons. Gene Ontology annotation, molecular function: protein binding.
CCGAUUUGUGUUUUUCAGUCUGUAUCUUGAUAUAGCCUAAUAAUGUCCUAUAACAUUCUGUAUCUGCUGCUGUUUGUGCUGUUCACCUGUAACUGCAGUAGUGUGUCUAAAGCACAGGAGGAGAAGAAAACACUGCCUGACAAGAGCAAGUCUUUACCUGUGGAGAGCGGUGCUGCUGGGAAUCAGCAGUCCUGCCUCAUCACAGGCCUUUAUCCACUGUUGGCAGAGCUGAGCUCCACUCUUCAGUCUCUGAAGGCCAGUAUGGACCAGGAACUGUUGAGGAGAAAAGAAAAACAUAACAUAGCAUUUGCUGCUGCACUUGGAAACAGAGGAGAUGUUGGGCCAUUCAACACUGAUGUCCCACUGGUUUACCAAAAAGUCUUUUUGAAUGCUGGGUCAUGUUACAACUCAGGCACUGGCAUUUUCACAGCACCUGUUAAAGGAGUCUAUUUCUUCAGUUUUUCUGGACAUAACAAGACAUCCAAAACUAUGGCUCUAAGACUUGUUAAAAAUGGAGAGUCGAUGACAGUUGUAUACAACCAUCCUCUAACUGAUGCAGGUUUCCGGUUUGAAUCAUUGUCUAAUUCAAUCACUUUGAUGCUGGAGAAAGGAGAUCAAAUCGCCAUGCAUCUCUGGGCAAAUACAUGGGUGUUUGAUAAUAAUGAUAGUCUGACUUUAUUUACUGGCCACUUGGUGUUUCCUCUUUGAACAUCUUAUUACAGUUUUCCCUAAUUGUAAUUCCCUAAUUUUUUCUUAAAACAAGUUUCUCCCAGAUUUUAAUAAUUGCAUGUGUUUUAGUACAUGUCUGGAAAAGAGUAACAAUCAACAAUCAAAUUGGAAGCAUUUUA